This is a messenger RNA of Conger conger (European conger), 1062 nucleotides long. RefSeq names its product E3 ubiquitin-protein ligase TRIM39. Lineage: Eukaryota; Metazoa; Chordata; Actinopteri; Anguilliformes; Congridae. The record is from RefSeq and is a predicted model, not a curated record. Bases 1 to 1062 code for a protein of 353 amino acids. Gene Ontology annotation, molecular function: protein binding. The transcript has 5 exons.
AUGCUUGUGAAACACCAGUUACACCUGAAGAAGCAGAGAGACAGAGUGGCAUACCGGAUGGACAAACUGACAGCAAAACAGGCUGAUAUCAGCCGGAAAGCAGGGGUGCUGAAGGAGCGCAUGAAGAGGAAGUAUGACGAGAUGCAGAGGGUGUUAGAGGAGGACCUGCAGAUGUCUCUGACCCAGCUGGACAUGGAGACCGAGGCGGCGGUGACUUUGGUGGAGGAGCACUUUCAGAGCUGCUACCUGCUCUCCCAGGACCUGGCCCAGCAGCUGUCUGAACUGAGCCUGCGCCUGGAAAGGAACAAGCCAGAGCCCUAUGACCAGAAUGCUGAAACAGAGGGGAGGAUAGCAGAGGUUUUGAAGGUCAGCGAUCCUGACCAAAUCCAGCUGGAUGAAUUUAAGGCUGAUCAGCUCCUUGGUUCAGCUAACAACUUGCUGCUGUUCAUCCGCUCCCAGAUCCCUGUCACAAAGAAGCUUUUCAAGAGCUAUGCUUCAGAGGUAGCCUUCGAUCCGGACACUGCACACCCAAAGCUGGUCAUCUCACCGAGUGGUGACUGUGCCUCCUACACCGACACCUGGCAGGAGCUACCGGAGAGCCCCGCCCGCUUUGACACCACCCUCAAUGCCAUCAGCCGGGAGGGCUUCACUCUGGGCCGCCACUACUGGGAGGUGGAUGUAGGGGGGAAGAUGUACUGGGAGGUGGGCCUGACCUAUCCCAGCAUUCCCCGCAAAGGGCAGGGGGAAGACUGUUGGCUGGGGAGGGGAGCGGACUCCUGGUGCUUGGAGUUCUUUGAUGGAGUCUACACUGCCUGGCAUGGGGGUGUGGCCCAUACGCUGGACAUGACCCAGCGGUUCAAGAGGGUUGGGAUCUUCUGCAGCUUCCCUGGGGGCACGGUCUCCUUCUUGGGUAUGGACGGCAUGACCCCACUCUUUACCUUCUGUGCUGGGACCUUCAGUGAUGCCCUGUACCAGGCUGUAUGCCUUGGCGAUGACCACCAUGGCACCAACAUCACUCCUAUACGGCUCUGUGACGCCCCACGGUCAGGCUCCACCCACUGA